CUCAGAAUUAUGUUGUGAGAUAUUAAGAUCACCCGUUUUACGUUCUGUCAUAGACAACUUUUCAUUCAGGAUAUUCUGAAUAAUCUUUUACCGUGCAGUGAUCUUUAAGAAGAUUCUAUAUAAGCAUAACUAGCCACUCGCUCCUUCCUUCUCAACUUCCAUCACUUCAUCCUCUUCAAUUUUCUUCAAUACAUUUCCCUUUAAUUACCAACAUGUCCAAUGAAUCUUCUUCUCUGAUCAGUACAAUAGGUGAUAUUCUUGGUCCAUUUAAUCUGUCGGUGCCACUACGAAUUACAUACAACAACAGGCCAGUCAUUAAUGGUUGUGAUUUACGGCCUUCUGCUAUCUUAAAUCGACCAAUGGUUGAAGUCGGAGGAGAUGACUUCCGUGUUUUCUACACACUUGUAAUGGUAAACCUGGAUGCUCCAAAUCCAAGCAAUCCAACUUUGAGAGAGUAUUUACACUGGAUGGUAACUGAUAUUCCUGCAACAACAAAUGUAACAUUCGGUAGGCAGUUGAUCAGCUACGAGAGCCCUCGGCCGAUGAUGGGGAUUCACCGCAUUGUUUUUAUGCUCUUCCGGCAGCUUGGAAGAAACACGGUGUUCGAGCCAGACCUAAGGCACAAUUUCAGCACAAGGAGCUUUGCACAAGAAUACAACCUUUCCUUGCCGGUCGCCGCCGUCUACUUCAACUGUCAACGAGAAGCAGGCUCUGGUGGCCGAAGGUUUCACAACUGAUCCUUCAGAAAAUAUUUAAACUAUAUAUAUAUAUAUAUAUAGACAGAAAUUCUGAAUGGAAUUUCUUUUAAAACAAACUUAUAUAGAAAUUUAUUAUCAGCAAUUUUUCUUUAUUGAAUUUGUGUUCACCAACUUUAGUUAUUGAGCAUAAGGUUUCAUUUGGGACGUC
Messenger RNA from Dendrobium catenatum, 906 nucleotides. RefSeq names its product protein FLOWERING LOCUS T. Lineage: Eukaryota; Viridiplantae; Streptophyta; Magnoliopsida; Asparagales; Orchidaceae. Bases 213 to 737 code for a protein of 174 amino acids. The transcript is spliced from 4 exons. The record is from RefSeq and is a predicted model, not a curated record.